AUGCAUUCCAGCUCGAUUCCUCCCCAUGCUAAUACUGACAUAAGAGACGACGUGUGCGAUGAUGGAAAGGUAAACAACAGAAGUGUUAAAGAAAUACAAUUCAGCACAAAACAAGCAGGAAUAUUAGCCCAAAAGCAGGGGACUGAAAACUUGACACAAAUUUACCUCCCAAUACAUCCUUAUUUCUCUUAUUUGAAUUUUGGUUAUUAA
Molecule: messenger RNA, 210 nt
Organism: Echinococcus granulosus
Lineage: Eukaryota; Metazoa; Platyhelminthes; Cestoda; Cyclophyllidea; Taeniidae
Exons: 2
Coding region: 1-210 (69 amino acids)
Source: RefSeq, a predicted model, not a curated record